AUGAUGGGCAGCAAGAUGGCGUCUGCCAGCAGGGUCGUUCAAGUAGUCAAGCCACAUACUCCAUUAAUAAGAUUCCCUGACAGAAGAGACAAUCCUAAACCUAACGUAUCAGAAGUUUUGAGAUCAGCAGGACUACCAUCUCACUCUUCUUCAAUUUCACAGCAUUCUAAGGGAAGUAAAUCACCAGAUUUGCUGAUGCAUCAGGGUCCACCAGACACUGCAGAAAUAAUAAAAACAUUACCUCAGAAAUACAGAAGGAAACUUGUAUCUCAAGAAGAAAUUGAAUUUAUCCAACGUGGAGGUCCGGAAUAAUCACUGACAGUGUGGCUGCUAUUUGUCAUCAGACAAAAAAAUAGUCUUUACAAUAAAGACUGUCCAAAAAUCCAAAAUGGCACAUGAGAAAUUAUAUAGCAAACAACUUGAAUACUCUCCAAAAAGAAAAAAAAUGAAAUAUAGAAAAUUUAGAUGGACAGUUGUAUCUUCUAAUAUAUGUAUCUUGGUCAGCUUCUGCAAAAGCUUACCUAAUUGUUUAUAUGCUUAUUAAAGUAUACAUUUUUAAAUGUUA
This is a messenger RNA of Lutra lutra (Eurasian river otter), 565 nucleotides long. RefSeq names its product alpha-ketoglutarate dehydrogenase component 4. Bases 1 to 312 code for a protein of 103 amino acids. The record is from RefSeq and is a predicted model, not a curated record. The transcript has a single exon. NCBI's taxonomy places the organism in Eukaryota, Metazoa, Chordata, Mammalia, Carnivora, Mustelidae. Gene Ontology annotation, biological process: 2-oxoglutarate metabolic process.